This is a messenger RNA of Poeciliopsis prolifica (blackstripe livebearer), 11155 nucleotides long. RefSeq names its product ankyrin 1, erythrocytic b (gene ank1b). Gene Ontology annotation, molecular function: protein binding. Gene Ontology annotation, biological process: signal transduction. Lineage: Eukaryota; Metazoa; Chordata; Actinopteri; Cyprinodontiformes; Poeciliidae. The transcript is spliced from 44 exons. Bases 577 to 6276 code for a protein of 1899 amino acids. The record is from RefSeq and is a predicted model, not a curated record.
CAAUGUGCAGCAACAGCUCGUGUGCAAGAUGCGUCUCGCAGAGAAAGAAAAGACGCGGAGCGGCUUGAGUAGAAGGAUGCUUUACAGACAGAAAGGAGAGAGCUCUGCAGCAGGAUCCCCACGGUGCUGCUGAACAUAAAACUGCGUGACUGGUCUCCGCAAGCAGAAGGGAGGAGAGAGGAGAGAAGGGAGGAAGGCAGAGAAGAAAGCAGGGGGAGGGGAGGCAGCUCAGUUCAGUGCGGUGCUGUAGCUGAGUGGAUGAGGCAGCAGCAUCAGCACCACUAGCUGUAGCAUCCUCUCCUUUUGUGGAGGCUGGGGCGGGGGGGUAGGGGGAGCUGUCUUGUAGCUGCUGCAGGACCAACAUUCUCUGCAUACGCAGAAACGUAUCCGGUCACCUCGUCACACGCACCCAUGCCGUGGCGGCCAGAGGCAAGGAGGUGGUGGUAAGUGACGGGGUAAGCUCGGGGGACAGGAGGAAACAGGGACGGCUGGAGGGAUCCCAAACGUGAGGAGGGCUGGAGCGACGGUGACUGGAGCAGAAGCAGCAGCAGAAGCAGCAGCAGUAGCAGCGGCACCAUGGCGCAAGCUGCCAAGCAGCUCCGCAAGACCAAGGACCUCGCAGAGGCCGCCGCCCAGGAGCAGCGGGAGAAGGAGGAGGAGAAGAUCAAAAAGAGGAAUCGAUCCAGAGACCGCAGACGCAAGGCGGAUGCAGCCACCAGCUUCCUGCGUGCGGCUCGAUCAGGAAACCUGGACAAGGCCCUGGAUCACAUCAAGAACGGGAUAAACAUCAACAUCGCUAAUCAAAAUGGUCUUAACGGGUUACACCUGGCCUCUAAAGAGGGCCAUGUCAAAAUGGUUUUGGAGCUGCUGCAUGCUGGCAUUGAACUGGAAGCUACCACCAAGAAAGGGAACACUGCUCUCCAUAUCGCAGCUCUGGCAGGGCAGGAGAAAGUGGUGGCUGAGCUCGUCAACUACGGUGCCAAUGUUAAUGCUCAGUCACAUAAAGGCUUCAGUCCGCUCUACAUGGCUGCACAGGAGAAUCAUUUAGAGGUGGUCAAGUUUCUGCUUGAGAACGGUGCAAAUCAGAGUCUCCCAACUGAGGAUGGCUUCACGCCCCUCGCGGUGGCCCUCCAGCAGGGCCAUGAAAACGUUGUGGCGUUGCUCAUCAACUACGGCACGAAGGGGAAAGUCCGCCUCCCAGCACUUCACAUAGCUGCACGAAACGACGACACUCGCACUGCCGCUGUCCUCCUGCAAAAUGACCCCAACCCCGAUGUGCUUAGCAAGACUGGUUUCACCCCGCUACAUAUCGCAGCUCACUAUGAAAACAUGAGUGUAGCGCAGCUGCUUCUGAACAGAGGAGCAAAUGUAAACUUCACCCCCAAGAAUGGAAUCACACCUCUUCAUAUAGCCUCCAGGAGGGGCAACAUGAUGAUGGUCAGAUUACUGCUGGACAGAGGAGCUCAGAUCGAUGCCAAAACAAAGGAUGAGCUGACUCCUCUUCAUUGUGCAGCUCGGAACGGUCAUGUUCGCGUUAUUGAAAUCCUCCUGGAACACGGUGCUCCCAUCCAGGCUAAAACUAAGAAUGGUUUGUCCCCAAUUCACAUGGCAGCUCAGGGGGAUCACAUGGACUGUGUCAGGCAGCUACUGCAAGACAAUGCUGAGAUUGACGAUAUCACACUGGACCAUCUAACCCCGCUUCAUGUAGCAGCCCACUGCGGUCACCAUCGCAUGGCCAAAGUCCUUCUGGACAAAGGAGCCAAAGCUAAUGCUCGUGCUCUGAAUGGCUUCACACCUCUUCAUAUUGCUUGCAAAAAGAACCACAUGAGGUCAAUGGACCUGCUGUUAAAGCACUCUGCUUCCUUGGAAGCUGUCACGGAGUCGGGUCUCACUCCUCUUCAUGUAGCAGCAUUCAUGGGCCAUCUAAACAUAGUAAAGAACCUGCUCCAACGAGGGGCUUCACCUAAUGCUUCCAAUGUGAAAGUGGAGACCCCCCUCCAUAUGGCCUCCAGAGCAGGACACUGUGAAGUGGCUCAGUUCCUGCUACAGAAUGCAGCACAAGUGGAUGCAAAGGCAAAGGAUGACCAGACACCCCUACACUGUGCGGCUCGUAUGGGCCACAAGGAAUUGGUCAAGCUGCUCCUGGAGCACAAGGCUAACCCUGACUCAGCGACGACUGCAGGUCACACGCCCUUACACAUCGCUGCGCGUGAAGGACACGUCCACACCAUACGGAUAUUAUUAGACGCAGGAGCUCAACAAGUGAAGAUGACAAAGAAAGGUUUCACUCCUCUCCAUGUAGCUUCGAAAUAUGGAAAAGUGGAUGUAGCGGAGCUUCUUCUGGAAAGAGGCGCCAAUCCAAAUGCAGCAGGGAAAAACGGUCUGACACCUCUUCAUGUGGCCGUGCAUCACAACAACCUGGAUGUUGUUAAACUCCUGGUCAGCAAGGGAGGAUCUGCACACAGCACUGCCCGAAACGGUUACACUCCUCUGCACAUAGCUGCCAAGCAGAACCAGGUGGAGGUGGCCAGUGUUCUGCUUCAGAAUGGAGCGUCCCCAAAUGCAGAGUCCCUCCAAGGCAUCACGCCCUUGCACCUGGCUUCACAGGAGGGGCGGCCCGAUAUGGUGGCUCUGCUCAUCUCCAAACAGGCAAAUGUAAAUCUAGGAAACAAGAAUGGACUGACUCCUCUGCAUCUCGUAGCUCAGGAGGGUCAUGUGGGCAUCGCAGACACUUUGGUCAAACAGGGCGCAUCCGUUUAUGCUGCUUCACGGAUGGGCUACACCCCACUCCAUGUGGCCUGUCAUUAUGGAAACAUAAAGAUGGUGAAGUUUCUUCUGCAGCAGCAGGCUCAUGUGAAUGCCAAAACAAGGAUGGGCUACACCCCUCUGCACCAAGCAGCUCAACAGGGCCACACUGAUAUUGUGACUUUACUACUAAAACAUGGAGCCAUGCCUAAUGAGAUCACAUCAAACGGGACGUCUCCUCUUGGCAUCGCUAAGCGAUUGGGUUAUAUUUCUGUCAUCGAUGUGCUAAAGCUGGUUACAGAGGAGUCUGUUUCCGCUAUGACCACAGAAAAGCAUCGGAUGAGCUUUCCUGAGACAGUAGAUGAGAUUUUGGACGUUUCUGAAGAUGAAGGAGUUUGCCAGCUAACUUUAGGAGAUGAAUUGCUCGGGCUGGAUGGAGCACGCUAUUUGAAACUUGAUGACUUCAAAGACCAGGAUGAUGACUUUCUCUCCCCAAAGAAAACCCUCAGAGAUUUUGAGGGUGGGACGGGAACCACGCCAUACUCCCCUGCUAUUCCCAGGAUUCCUUGUGUGUCCCCGGAGACAGUGCAGCUCGACCAGCACACGCCCAUCCCUUUACCAAAAGAGUAUGAUGAGGAUUCUCUUAUCCCAAGUAGUCCAGCUACAGAGACCUCAGACAAUGUCAGCCCUGUGGCCAGCCCCAUCCACACAGGAUUCCUGGUGAGUUUCAUGGUGGAUGCACGAGGAGGCUCUAUGCGAGGAAGCAGACACCACGGCUUGCGGGUGAUCAUCCCUCCCCGCACCUGCGCCGCACCGACACGCAUCACCUGCCGCCUUGUGAAACCCCAGAAACUGACGACGCCUCCUCCACUGGUGGAGGGAGAGGGCUUGGCCAGUCGCAUUAUCUCCCUGGGACCCUCCAGUAUGCAGUUUCUAGGGCCUGUCAUAGUGGAAAUCCCCCACUUUGCCUCGUUGGCCCGUGGGGACCGGGAGCUUGUGGUCCUCCGAAGUGAAAACGGCUCCGUUUGGAAGGAGCAUCGCAAUCGCUAUGGAGAUGAAGUGCUAGAAACCAUCUUGAAUGGCAUGGAUGAAGACUUGGAGAGUCAAGAGGAGCUGGAGAAGAAGAGGAUACGUCGAAUCAUCUCCACCGACUUCCCCCUCUACUUUGCUGUGGUCUCUCGCAUUCAGCAGGAAAGUGAUCUUAUUGGCCCUGAAGGUGGCCGGCUCACCAGCAAGCUGGUGCCCCAUGUGGAAGCCAUCUUCCCUGAGACGGCUGUUACUAAGAGAGUGAGGCUGGGAUUGCAGGCACAACCAAUCCCAGAUGAACUGCUAACUCGGCAGCUGGGGAACCAGGCAACCUUCAGCCCGGUGGUUACAAUUGAACCCCGGCGGCGCAAGUUCCACCGUCCAAUUGGUCUGCGCAUUCCUUUACCUCCAUCCUGGAGGGAAAGUCCACGUGAUGCAGGGGAGGGAGACACCACCAGCUUGCGCCUUCUCUGCAGUGUUAUUGGUGGAACAGCUCCAGCUCAGUGGGAGGACAUCACUGGAACCACCAAGCUGAUGUACGCGAGUAACUGUGCCAGUUUCACCACCAAUGUGUCUGCAAGAUUCUGGCUGGCAGACUGUCCGCGUACAGCAGAAGCAGUGACCUUUGCCAACUUGCUGUACAAGGAGCUCAUGUCAGUCCCAUAUAUGGCCAAAUUUGUCAUUUUUGCGAAGAUGAACGAGGUUCGGGAAGGUCGAUUGCGUUGCUACUGCAUGACAGACGACAAGAUGGACAAGACUCUGGAACUGCACGAAAACUUCUCAGAGGUGGCCCGAAGUCGAGAUAUCGAGCUUAUGGAGGGCAUGCCGCUGCACCUGGAGUGUUCUGGGAAUUUAGUGCCCAUCCGGAAGGCCACUCAGCAGCCUCGCAGCUUCAGCUUCCAGGCCUUCAGAGACAACAGGCUGCCGGUUUCUGUCAAGGUCAGGGACAGUAACAAGGAAGCCACUGGGUUUCUGUCUUUUCUGAGGAAAUGCACGAAGUACGAGGACUCACAACAUGUCUUGUGUAACCUUAAUAUAACCAUGCCACCUUGUGUCAAGGUUGCUGGGAGCGAGGAACGCAGGCGAACUUUAACCCCUCUGGCCCUGAGAGAGCGCUACAGUGCACUGAACGAGCCUGGUGUGGCUUCAGUGAACGCCAUGGAGAGAACUGAGAUCAAAAUCAACAUCAUAUCUGAUCAGCUAGGCUUAAGCUGGGCAGAGUUGGCGCGAGAGCUUCAGUUUAGUGUUGACGACAUCAACAGGAUCCGUGUAGAAAAUCCAAACUCCCUUUUGGACCAGAGCUCCGCCCUGCUCAACCUGUGGCUCAGCCGAGAGGGCAAAAGGGCCAAAAUGGAGAGCCUGUACACCGCUCUGAAGAACAUUGACCGUGCAGAUAUUGUGUCUUCACUUGCGGGUCAGGCCCCACCACAGGGGCCCGGGUUGUCAGAAGAGGGGGCCUGUCGUCUGGCUGACAGAGACUCUACGUUGUUGUCACCCAGUGUCAUUAAUGAGAUCACGGACACAAGGCCUUCACGCAUAGUGCACAAGCCAAGAGUUAUUAGACCCCCGUUUUUCAGAAGGGGUUAUGGGCUGGUGCAGGAGGAGCUUGUGUCCCCGGCCUCCAUGCAGUACAGCUUGCCCUCUCCAUUGGGUGUGGAGCCAUACUGGCAGGAGGUUUCCAGCCUGGAGUGUGCGCCCAUUGCCACUACGGAGGAAGACACACUAAUGGAGAUGUCGGAUGUUCAGGUGUGGCCAGCAGGGGUUAGCCCCUCGCUGGUCACAGUUGAGGACUCAUCGCUAGAUGGUAGCAGUCGAGCAGAUGACUCUGAGGGUGCGACGCUUUCCUUGCCCUGCAGCUUGGGCCGCCCAAGCAGCGGAGCCAGUGGGGCCAGCGGCUCCAUCAUGGAGCUGGAGGAAGAGGAGGAGGAGGAGGGGGAAGUAGAAGAGGAGGAAGUGCCACAAGAGCCAGCGAGUGCACUGGCAGAACAGGACAGAGUGAGGGCCAGUGGCGCUGUUCCCAAGGUCAAUCUGAAUGGGCAACCGGGAGGUCAGAGGUCAGACGCAAGGAGAGGGGACGGUGUGGUGGUGGGAGGAGGAACUAAAGGAGGAGUUGGUGGUGUGGGGUUGGGCUCAGUGGAAGGGAUUUCUCUUGUUGCAGGCCAGCAGGUGUAUGCCCAGCAUGGUGACAUGACUGGGCUGAGGCCACCAGAACACAACGGGGACAACCGGAUGGUGAGAGGUGGAGCAUUUCAGCCAUACUUACCAGACAAGGACUCCCUGCAGGGCUGGGUGGGCUCGGCAUCAUCAGGACAUGAUGGAAGCUUGCCAGGCUUGCACACAGCCCAGGAAGCCUUACUGACGCCGAAAGAAGACAAGGCAGACUUCUCUGCUGAGGGAAAAUGUGUUGAAGAACGCGGAAUUGCACUCUCUAGAAAAGUGGGGAUGGAUGUAAGAAAGGGUGCUCAGUCAUUGCAGCGCACCAGUCUCCGGAGAGUUAAACACUGAAAUACAAAUACUGCCCGGUCCUCCAGGACCGGAAACCCACUGCCAAAACACCCACCACAAAAACACGACCGGAACGGAGAUGGAAAUGAAGAAGAAGGAGAAGAAGAAGUGGGGAGCAAGUGGAGAAAAUAUACCAGGACAACCAGAAACAUCCUCAACCUGUGAUCAUGAAGCACCACAAAACAAAAGAAGAUGAAAACAAAAAGAGGAGUUGAACUUGUAGUUUUAUAACAUUUGUAAAGAAAAAUAUAACUAAACAGAGGCAUGGUCAUUCAUUUUUAUACAAAAAAGAAAAACUAUCAAUGUUCGUAAAACAACUAAGAAAAAAAGCAACAAAGUGCUUCCUGUGAACUGUAAUCGCAUGAUAACUUCUGGUGCAUGCCCUUUGACCUUUUGAACUGUCAUUAUCUACAAACUGAAGGAGUAAAAACUGAAGGUACAGGGGCUGGGCCGUGCAUGGGUCAUAAGACCUUUUGAAGGACCUCAUGCCCACCAACUGGAGUCGUUUGUCAGCGAGUUGAGUCCAUUAACACUGCAGCCAAACAAAAAAACAAACAAACAAAAAAAAAUACACAACUCCCUCAAAGGAUGGCUGUAUAUGCAGCAAAGCCUCUGCUGAGCCAGCGCUUCUGUCAUCGGACCCUUUCUCCUCUUAUUCUUAAUGUGAUAUAUGCACUCUAUGCUCUGUGGACAUGUGUGUGCGUGCGUGUGUUUAAAUUGCUCUGCAGCAUGUGUUACCUUGCUUCGGGCUCUGCGUUGAGCCUCGCCUGCCCUCCCCUGAUUGGCUUGUUGUCUCUGUGAUGUCACGGCGUGCUCGACCUCUGCAAAGAGAAAGCCGCUGGCUCUUCCCCGCUUGUGGGUUCUCGUCUGCGUGUGUCUAUGUUUUUAUUUAGAUUUAUCCUUAAAUGAGUUUGCUUCCUCUUCGGUAUAUGUCCGCUUUGGUUCUCCACUUUAUUUGACUUUGGUAGAGAACUGAAUCUCUUUAAUUCCCUCGUGUCUUCAGGAGUAAUGUGUUUUAAAGACAUCGGAAUGUUUUCCUUGGGAAUGAGUCGGUUGCUUGACGCCAUUGCACAGCAGCUCUGAUAAAUAUCUUGACUUUUUCCUUCCUUAUGAGCUUUUUCUGUUUUUUCUUGGUAGCAUAUCUCUUUCUGAGCCAUCUUUAUUGGUAGCCCUCGUUUAUAUGCAGUGAAAAUCGCAGGUCUCUUCUAUCCAUUUUACUUCUCUGCUUCAUCUUUUUUAUCUGUUUGUUUCAGCUGCGGCAUCUUGCUGUCAAAUAUUUAUUCACCCAUUCAAUACAAAAGACAUAGAAGAAAUACUGAAGAAGUUGACUUUUAAGGCAUUGCUUGGAAAAUUCCUGGCAAGUGUGAAGUUGCAGGUGACAAAAUGUAAAGCGUGGACAGAGAGGUAGCACUGUGACUGUCCGGUUAUCACUGACCCCAGACUCGUGAACUUUCUGUAUGUGGCUUGCAAAGGUAUUUAUACCUCGUGAACAUUUUCUCAUUUUAGAACUUCAAUGCAUUGCAUUGAGAUUUUACAUAAUGAUGAAACAGAAAGUAUUGCAUAAUAGGUAAAAGGAUAUGUAUGUGUUGUAAAUGUUUUGUUACAAAUGAAGUAUAGGAUGCAUUUUCAAUUGCAGCCCUGCAAUUACAGGUUGCACACUUUUUUUUCUGUGCAACAAGUUUUCUCAUUAAGUCAUCAUUUUUUAUUUAAAGCGCACCUUUUAGGCUUGUUGUUAACAAAUGGCAAAAACAGUGCUACAUGUGUCAGAAAACAUCCCCAAAAUAUACACUGAAGUUUGUAGUUGUCACAGUCACAUGACAAAAUGUGAAGAUGUUUUAUAUAAAUACCUUUGCAAACUUGAGGACAUUCAGAUAUAGAACAUGAAAAAGCACAUAAACAAAAUAAACAUAUGGUUGAAAGAUCAGAAUGUCAGACAGCUUUGCCACAGCAAUAAUACCUAACAAAAAGAAAAGAUGAUUGUCCAGCAAUUUUGAUCUCUGAUGUAUUUUUUUUAUUAUAGUUACUCAUUAUUUAAAACACUAAUGUAGAAAAUCUAAUUUCGCUGAAGUUAUUUUUAAAAAGUUUGUUUGUUGAGAUGGAGUCACCUAAAUUCGGUUUUGCUUUCACUGAGUUUUUAAGGCUAUUAGUGUUUCACACAUAAAAAAAUAAAUAAAAAAUCAAGCUCACAUUACUGAAAAUCACGUAUCUUUUAACAAUUUAUGCAGAAACCAGACAGCAGCACUAUGUAGAUUUUGUAUCACAGUAGCACACAUUUCUGGAUCGUCUCAGCACUAUUUUAUCCCACAAGUACUGUAAAUGCUACUGUAGCCUGAAUGAGUGCAGCACAGAAUGAAUGCACAUAUUUUUCAUAUGCUCUCCAUGCAAGCAACCUUCAUCAGAUAAUAGCACAUGUUUUCUAACAUCAUAUUUUACACUCAGGUUUUUUUUUUUUUUUUUUUUUGCUCUGUAAAAUGAAAAUGGGGUGGAAAUACAGAUCGACAGAUCGCUCGAUGGAAAAGGAGGAUGACUCUAGGAAGGAGUACCGGAAACGAGGGUCGUGAAUUUUGUAGUCCUUUUAAAGAGUGACAUCUAUGUCUUUUUUUUUUUUCAUUAUUAUUGUUAUUUUGGGGGACCACAUGUAACAGGUUUGUGUACAGAUGUGUGUCAGAGUAUAUUGAUUAAGAUGACACCAAAAAGUAGUUUUUAAUGCAUCUGAAUGAGUCCUCCUGCUGCAGCCCUGGCAAAUGGGUUUUGUUUAUCCUACGUCAUUUUAACACUUGAUGAACAAAAACUAACCAGAAGCACAGGGAUAACUGCAUUUAUUUGUUUAUUCUUUUUUUUUCUUUUCAAUGUUUGAGUUGAAAUCCAGCUGCUGCCAGUAAAAUUACUGGCAGCAGCAUAAUCUUACAUUGAAGAUUGUAGAGAAAUAUAACUUUGGGGGAGGCGAAACCUUGCCUCCAGAAUUAACCUGUGCCACAAUUACUGGAACCUCUGUCAAUUAAAAUAGAAAUAAAAUAAAUUGCAUUUUAUGCUUCAAUGAGUAGCAUUUUGAGGUUACUGUGUGUCUAUAGCAACCACUGGACAUUACCUACAUGCUAAUGUGAGGCAUGCGGGAAGAAUAUCUCGUCAGUCCAUCUGUCACAAACUUAAACUUGUAGAGCUUGCUAAGCUCUGAUGUAACUUUAACUGAUAAAUGUAAAUGGAGAGCUUCUCUUAACAGCACUGGAAACCUUGUUAUAGUGCAUUGCAUCAUCAUUUCUCUAACUCUAUUAGAUUAUGCUACUGCAAUAAAAGAUUAAUUUGUUUGAAAGACUUUUAUGUAUCUUUACCCAGUGAAUGUGGAGAAUCCUCCUUGGAAGCCCUGUAUACUCUCACCAAAUCAGCUUUAUCUGGAUGAAACAGGGCCCAGAUCCUCACUAUCAUUCAACUAUAUUUUAUUCACUCAUUUUCAGAGUACAAAUAAUAUCAGUCAGCACUAUAGUCUGUACUCCAAUGUGAAAUACAUUUUGUGUUGUACCUUUGUUAAAGUAGCACUAUCACAAAUAUUCACUCUGUACCUCCACCAUUUAGUCCUUUUAUUGAUAAUGGUAGCUUUAAAAUGAAACCAUUUGACCUAAGACAUGUUGUGAGGCACAAAGCCAAAAUUUCUAGAUCAGUUUCACAGAUUGUGUAAAGUAAUUUGUAACACUGUUUUGUGUUUUUUUUUUUUUUUUUUUUUUGUGGUAAGAGUUGAAACUGUCAGUCAUACAUUUGAAAAGGUUGACAGCUGUAAAGUUAUUUAGGGCAGUGGUUCCCAAACUGGAGGUCAUGACCCUUCUGUGGAUGAUGAAAGACCAUGUAGUGGGAUUUCAUCAUCAACUUAAUUUUUAAAAAAGUAAUAAGCCCAGCUUAUUUUUGAAACAUCUAAAUAAAAACAGUACUCGGCUUGAGGCUAGCGUAUCUGUCAUUCCCCUUGCCAGCCCCUAAGUGGUAAAAGGAUACCAUUAUUGUUGGUAACCUGUAAGGUUUCACUAAAUUAAGCAAAACUAAAAUCUCAAAGAUGAAUUGCAUACCAUAUUUUUGCUUCACAUUCAGUGGCAGAUCAUUGAUUUAAAAUUCACAAGACAUGCACUUCAUUUUAUUGUUUCUUUUCAGAGAGCUUGUGGCACCCAUAUUAAGAACAACCACUCCUCAAAUUUCUUGUACUGCUCACUUAUAAGAAAAUAUGUCAAACAAUUUUCUUCUUUAAAUUUGUUUCCUCUUUGAGAAGAACUCUCUUAUACAAUGGUAAACGUCCCUGCCACCAUGUUUGUCUGAUUGGUGUGAAAGUGUGUGAGCAUGACAACACUUGGUUCCAAACCUUGUCGGAUCAGAAGAAGAAAGAAGACAUUUCUACCAAGCAUGUGAGUGAAGAGGGUGUGUAACCUACGACAAUGUAUUUUAAAACGAGUAUUGUAAAAUAUUAACUGUUGCAAAGAAUAGAGAUCACCUAUACUCCUUUAGACUGGAUACAUGACAGUGUAAACGCAAUAUCAUAUAACUAUCCUAAGGAAUGCAACCGCGCACAUGCACAAAAAAAAGAUGGUUUUUAUGAAAAUGUAUGUAUAAAUAUAUGACAAAAUAUAUUUAAUUAGAAUGCUAUGCACCCUCCUAGAGUUGUUAUGGAUGUUCUUUAAGCAUUAUCUAGUUUAGGCCGACACCCACAUCUUGGGGAAUGUAGAGGCUUUGUAGCUAUGAUCAUUUGUUUUCUUUUCUUUUGUAUUGUCCUGGAGAGGAUAAACAAACGUGAAUAUGUAUACAAGCCUUUGGAUCAAACAUGAAGAUAUGUAUAGAUCAUGUUACCCUGUACACCAGCUCUUACCAUUUACAAGACUUAAUAAACAGAAAAGAUGGGACAUAA